Messenger RNA from Falco peregrinus (peregrine falcon), 2017 nucleotides. Its product is annotated as tubulin alpha-5 chain. The transcript is spliced from 3 exons. Gene Ontology annotation, biological process: mitotic cell cycle; microtubule cytoskeleton organization. NCBI's taxonomy places the organism in Eukaryota, Metazoa, Chordata, Aves, Falconiformes, Falconidae. The record is from RefSeq and is a predicted model, not a curated record. Gene Ontology annotation, molecular function: GTP binding; structural constituent of cytoskeleton. Bases 75 to 1376 code for a protein of 433 amino acids. Gene Ontology annotation, cellular component: cytoplasm; microtubule.
GUCAGGAUCUGACCCUGCCUCCCCCUCCCCAGCGCGAGUGCAUCUCCGUCCACGUCGGCCAGGCCGGCGUCCAGAUGGGCAACACCUGCUGGGAGCUGUACUGCCUGGAGCACGGCAUCCAGCCCGAUGGGCAGAUGCCCAGUGACAAAACCAUUGGCGGAGGGGAUGACUCCUUCACCACCUUCUUCUGUGAGACGGGGGCUGGGAAGCAUGUCCCGCGGGCUAUCUUCGUGGACCUGGAGCCCACCGUGAUUGAUGAAGUUCGGGCUGGAAUCUACCGCCAGCUCUUUCACCCCGAGCAGCUGAUCACUGGCAAGGAGGAUGCUGCCAACAACUAUGCCCGCGGGCAUUACACCAUCGGCAAAGAGAUCAUUGACCAAGUGCUGGACAGGAUCCGGAAGCUGGCUGACCAGUGCACAGGCCUCCAGGGAUUCCUUGUGUUUCAUAGCUUUGGAGGCGGCACCGGCUCUGGGUUCACCUCCCUGUUGAUGGAGCGACUCUCGGUUGACUACGGCAAGAAGUCCAAGCUGGAGUUCUCCAUCUACCCUGCACCACAGGUCUCCACUGCUGUGGUGGAGCCCUACAACUCCAUCCUCACCACCCAUACCACCCUGGAGCACUCGGACUGCGCCUUUAUGGUGGACAACGAAGCCAUCUAUGACAUCUGCCGCAGGAACCUGGAUAUCGAGCGCCCGACAUACACCAACUUGAACAGACUCAUCAGCCAAAUUGUCUCAUCCAUCACGGCAUCACUGCGGUUUGAUGGAGCCCUGAAUGUUGAUCUGACUGAGUUCCAGACCAACCUGGUGCCCUACCCUCGCAUUCACUUCCCCCUGGCCACCUAUGCCCCUGUCAUCUCUGCAGAGAAGGCUUAUCACGAGCAGCUAUCAGUGGCUGAGAUCACCAACUCCUGCUUUGAGCCAGCCAACCAGAUGGUGAAGUGUGACCCUCGCCAUGGCAAGUACAUGGCCUGCUGCCUGCUGUACCGUGGGGAUGUGGUGCCCAAGGAUGUCAAUGCCGCCAUUGCCACCAUCAAGACCAAGCGCAGCAUCCAGUUUGUGGACUGGUGCCCCACGGGCUUCAAGGUGGGCAUCAACUACCAGCCACCCACGGUGGUGCCAGGGGGGGACCUGGCCAAGGUGCAGCGUGCUGUCUGCAUGCUGAGCAACACCACGGCCAUCGCUGAGGCCUGGGCUCGCCUGGACCACAAGUUCGACCUGAUGUAUGCCAAGCGAGCCUUUGUGCACUGGUACGUGGGCGAGGGCAUGGAGGAAGGGGAGUUCUCCGAGGCACGGGAAGACAUGGCCGCUCUGGAGAAGGAUUACGAGGAGGUGGGCCUGGACUCCUACGAAGACGAAGAGGAGGGCGAGGAGUAGAGAAGCCCCUGGCAAAAAGGACCGUGCUCCUUCCCCAUGUUACCUGCAGAAACCCUUUGCAAUAAACCAUUUCAGAGCCUCUGUGUCUCCCACUAGCCCCCCAGCUGUAUCAGUUCCUUGCCAGGUCAGGUGUGUGGUGAGUGCUUCAGCUCUGCUGCUGGUGCUGCUCUGCUUCCUCCCAGCACUUUCUUCCAUCUCUGGCUUGCUCCCUGCGCAGGUAAGGGCCCCUGGUCCCCUCCCUAGGGCUGUGGCACACAUCCCACCCCAUUUGCUGCUCCAGCCAGGGGUGGGUGCUGCUUCCUUGUGUGGUGUAUGGCCCCAUGGUGUGUGGCCCUGUGUUGUAUCCUGGAUCUUAGGGGAGCAGGUUUAGCCUGAGCAGGAAAAGAUCAGCAGCUGCUGGGACUUCUCCCCCUGUGCAGCCCAAGGGUAGGUGGGCUCAAGUGGACGGACAGUGGUUGAAGCAAUGGGAACAGCCUGGCACCCGUGUCUCUGUGGCCACAGUAUGGGACAAGGGGCAUGCCUGGCUCUGCAGUGCAGCAGGUGCACUCUGCAAGGGUAUCCAGCACGGCAUGAACCUCCGCAGCUGCUUUACUGCUAUGUUGUGGUGAGAGGAUUAAAGGAGGGGAAUGCUCCCUGUGAAA